CACACUACAGUCUUCAUAUUCUGGAUAAAAUGAGCAAGAAGUUCUCAAAUUUUUUAUUUAUGUUGACAGAGAUAUCUGCAAUCUACUACAGUUAGAGUAGAGGAAAUGAGAGUGAGGAGACAAGAUGCAGAGCAAUGGAUGUCUCAUCGUCUGCUUCCAGAGGACCUGAGAGAACGUAUAAGGAGGUAUGAACAGUACAAAUGGCAAGAAACCAGAGGUGUAGAAGAAGAGACUCUACUUCGUAACCUUCCUAAAGAUAUCAGGAGGGAUGUCAAGCGCCACCUUUGCCUAUCUUUGCUCAUGAGGGUGCCGCUGUUCAAAAAAAUGGACGAGCAACUUUUAGAUGCAAUGUGUGAUCGUCUGAAGCCAGUUCUUUACACGGAGAGCAGUCACAUAGUCCGAGAAGGGGAUCCAGUUGAGGAGAUGCUAUUUAUCAUGCGAGGCAGUCUAGUGAGUACAACUACUAAUGGUGGAAGAACUGGCUUCUUCAAUUCUGUUUAUCUGAAAGCAGGUGAUUUCUGUGGAGAGGCACUUCUUACAUGGGCAUUGGAUCCCCAAGGCCCCUCCAACCUCCCUAUCUCAACUAGAACAGUACAAGCUUUAUCAGAGGUCGAAGCAUUUGCUCUCAUGGCUGAUGACUUGAAGUUUGUUGCCAAACAGUUCCGCCGUAUGCAUAGCAAGCAACUCCAGCACACUUUCAGGUUCUACUCGGUGCAGUGGAGGACGUGGGCUGCAUGCUUCAUACAAUCAGCAUGGCAAAGGCACUGUAAGAGGAAGAUGGCUAAAUCCUUGCGUGAAGCAGAAGAAAGGCUACAAGAUGCUUUGGCAAACGACACUGCAAACACACCAAGCCUUGGUGCCACCAUCUAUGCAUCGAGGUUCGCAACAAAUGCACUACGAAUGUUACGGAAAAAUGGUAGUUGUAACACUAGAAUAGCUCAAAGACUACCCCCUUUGCUGCCUCAGAAGCCAACUGAGCCAGAUUUUACUGCUGAUGAUAGCUAGCCCAUGUUCUAGUCCAUUUUAUUGUUGGUAAAUAAGUUUAACUAGCAGAACAAGGAUGUAUAUAGUAGUGACCUAUACAUCACAGUUCCAACUUUAUCCAUUUGGGUAUUUUGUAAUUCCAUUUUUAAUUUUUUAUACAUUUCUAAUAAAAUAACAAAAUUGC
Carica papaya (papaya) is the source of this 1168-nucleotide messenger RNA. Lineage: Eukaryota; Viridiplantae; Streptophyta; Magnoliopsida; Brassicales; Caricaceae. The record is from RefSeq and is a predicted model, not a curated record.